UGUCCCGUUUCAAUCUACAGCCACAGCCACAGCCGCGAUCGCGAUGCUACCGUAUCCUCGGGAUAUCGAGCGACACGUCGAGGGAGGCCCUCCAACAAGAUAUCGCAUCAGUUUGCUCACUCAACUCGGCUGCUAGCCUUAGAUUGACUCUCGCGCGAUCCUCUCAGAUAUUCUCUACGGCAACCAUAAUCGUACCUGAGGGCAUCUAUGGAAAGCUUCUGGCUGAGAUAUGUGACUGAUUCGACAUUCCCUGACAUCACUCCUCUCCACGAUGGACAGGACAGUGUCAUUGACAUCGUCGCCCUGCCGGGCCUGGGAAGCCAUCCGAUCGGUUCAUUCCAAGCCAAAGGCGGAGAUCAAGUCUGGCUUCGCGAUUUUCUCCACAAAGACAUCCCCAACGCUCGUAUCCUCCUCUACGGAUACAACACCGCGAUCCAACGGGACGAUGCAAGAUACUCCAUCCAACACCUUGCCAAAUCCUUCCUGGACUCUUUCAACACGUUUCGAGGAGCUACGAAUGUGAUGUCUUCCUGGGCCACGUCAACAAGGUCCCUGUUUCUGACAUCUUGUAUAGACUUGUCGACGGCCUGUAAUCUCCAUCGGGCACAGUCUCGGAGGUUUGCUCAUCAAAGAGGCGAUGUCAUUCCUCGUUUCUGCUCGUUUCGGUUGGUGUGCAAGUGAUUAACCAUCCUACAGGCCAUAGCACUGUCCCUGGACGAUGGUGGUAAUGAAACAACCAUCAAUACAGAUCGCAACCAAGACUUUUAUAAAUCGACACUUGGCUUGGUUUUCUUCGGAGUCCCACACCUGGGUCUCAAGGCCGGGAGACUGAAGGAACUCACCCAGGG
Messenger RNA from Phialemonium atrogriseum, 848 nucleotides. RefSeq lists its product as uncharacterized. The record is from RefSeq and is a predicted model, not a curated record. Bases 208 to 681 code for a protein of 157 amino acids. Lineage: Eukaryota; Fungi; Ascomycota; Sordariomycetes; Cephalothecales; Cephalothecaceae. The transcript is spliced from 2 exons.